Messenger RNA from Rhodamnia argentea, 710 nucleotides. Its product is annotated as protein C2-DOMAIN ABA-RELATED 2-like. Bases 155 to 658 code for a protein of 167 amino acids. The record is from RefSeq and is a predicted model, not a curated record. The transcript has 4 exons. Lineage: Eukaryota; Viridiplantae; Streptophyta; Magnoliopsida; Myrtales; Myrtaceae.
AAAAGAGCGCCCUGAUCAAGCCGGACUUUGCGGUGCCAAGGCCUAGCAUCAGCGGAGCAUCGAAGGCGGCACCGUCUUCCGCCGUCCGACGAGAACACCCGCACGAAUUUCAAGACCCAUUUGAACACCAGAAUCGUUCGGCGUGCGGGUUCUAAUGGAGGAUACGUUGGGCCUGCUCAGGAUUCACGUCCACAGAGGAAUCAACCUCGCCGUCAGAGACCUCAGAAGCAGCGAUCCUUACGUUGUUGUGAGGAUGGGCAAGCAGACAGUGAAGACUCGCGUUGUGAGGAAGAAUCUCAAUCCCGAGUGGAACGAGAACUUGACUCUUCUUGUUACUGAUCCUGAUCUUCCUGUGAAGCUUGAAGUAUAUGACAGGGACAGAUUCAGCCGCGACGACAAAAUGGGGGACGCGGAGUUCGAUAUCAGGCCAUUCCUGGAAGCCGUGAGGAUGGAGGCGGACCUGGGAGGCCUCGAAGAUGGGACCGUGGUCACGAGGAUCCCGGCGAACCGGCAGAAUUGCCUGUCCGAGGAGAGCUGCAUCAUGGUGAGCAACGGUGAAGUGGUGCAGAACAUGUUCCUCAGGCUCCGCAACGUCGAGUGCGGAGAGAUUGAACUCGGGUUGCGCUGGGUUCACGUUCCCUCUCCCAGGGAAUUAUGAAGCUUCUCUCCUCUCUCUCUCUCUCAUGUCCGUUCACGGCACAAGUUUCUUU